Molecule: messenger RNA, 1206 nt
Organism: Penicillium odoratum
Lineage: Eukaryota; Fungi; Ascomycota; Eurotiomycetes; Eurotiales; Aspergillaceae
Exons: 3
Coding region: 1-1206 (401 amino acids)
Source: RefSeq, a predicted model, not a curated record
AUGGAAGACACCGUGAUCCCUCUAUUCUUCAAUUCUUAUCUUUACCUACCCAAGGAUCCCCACAUUCGCAAUGGCUUCAUGGAGAUUUUACCUACGUUUUAUUCCAAUGCAAGCAUUGGCUCCCAUUUACAUACCAGCACAUUGGCCGUUGCCUACUUCACUGUCGCAGCGUGGACAGGCCAGGAGUCGUUACUUCGUGCUUCCCAUCGAUAUUUCACUCAGGCGUUGCCGAAGAUUAGGGAGACCUUACUGUCUAGCAAUGACAAUGAAUAUGGGAACCUUCUCAUGUCUAUUCUCAUGCUGUCAAUAUAUGAGGAAUUUGUUGCCAUGAAAGACUGGAAAAGGCCGGUAAAGGCCCAUUUGAAAGGCGCCGUAGCACUGGUCAAUAGUCGGAGACCUGAAAAGCUCCAAGAUUCUUCAUCAUCAUCCACUCUGCACAAUGCCGUUCAAGCUCAAAUUAUAAAAACUACUCGUGGCCUGGAGACCCCAAUGGUCCCAAUACCAGAAACCUGGCCACUAUCCCCUCCUAACACCACACCCUCUCCUCGCAUGUUCCUUUCAACAGCAGCUUCAGAAAUAGUGAGCCUGCGCCAAUCAUGGGAAAAACUAAUAUCCCAAGAACACAAUGAGACCGAUAUCAUAUCACUCAUCGACAGAGCAACAAAAAUUGAUCUCAAUCUAGUCUCAUGGACCUACCGGGUCCCAGAAAACUGGACUUUCGUUCCUGCAAGCAUAAUACCUCAAUCUGUUCGCGAUGCCGGGCUCUACCGUAAUUAUUGCGAUUGCUACUCAGAUAUGUGGAUAGCUUCCACAUGGAACUCCUAUCGUGAUUGCCGGAUCCUCGUGCAGAGCAUCAUGCUCAGCUGUCUCCGUCUCUUGCCCACUCAUGAUUCUGAUGGGAGCAAAUCAGCUGCUAUACAAUCAACGAUCAACAAGAUGGCUGAUGAGGUUUGUGCAUCCGUGCCAUACUACUUGGGUAGUCAGGUCGAAUGUGUACGCUUGCAGCAAGGUCUUAUUGCGUAUCCUUUCUCCGAGACAAGGCCCGUUACUUCUACGCACAAACAGUCUGCUCCUUUGAUGGGCCCUUGGCAUAUUCUUCCGAUUUUGCGAAAUCUUCACUCAUCGGACCUGCGCUUGCCACCGGAGCAAACCAUUUGGGUAGAAAAGCAGGUGAAUAGAGCUAUGCUCAUUUAUUUCCAGCGAUGA